AUGCGCGAUGCCUUCCAGGUCGCCUGCCUCGCUCGGCUGCCUACAGCCUCGCUGCCAGGGAGAAAGAUGCGAACUGACCAUGGCAGGGUUGAUGGAGGCACUGCACUAGGUAUGCUGAGGGAAGCCAUUGUUGGUGUUUACAGUGGUGGCAGUGACCAUUUUCUUGUUUUUCCAGCCCAUACCUGGGCUUGUGAUACUGGAUUGGGGUGUGAGAAUUGCUCGGGUGUCUACUCUUUUGUAGUGAAUCUGGUGCUCGAAAUUCAUGUUGACGAAAAAGCAGAAAAGCAGAGCCACAAAUCUCCAUGA
Molecule: messenger RNA, 306 nt
Organism: Durusdinium trenchii
Lineage: Eukaryota; Dinophyceae; Suessiales; Symbiodiniaceae
Source: the annotation of a GenBank genome assembly